CAGAGAUUCGAUAUGGUCGAGAGUUAACAAGAGAUUGUCAAUUGAGUAAAGAUGCAGAACAUCAAACUUCUCUGCGUUGGGGACGGAGGCGUUGGGAAGAGUUGCUUGUUCAUUUCCUAUACGACCGGUUCAUUUCCGUCCGAGUAUGUUCCCACCGUGUUUGAUAACUAUUCUGCCUCGAUGAUGGUGGACGGUAAAGCCGUCUCCUUGGGGCUCUGGGAUACAGCGGGGCAGGAAGAUUAUGACCGCUUACGUCCCUUGGCCUAUCCAGGAACAGACGUUUUUCUCAUCUGCUUCGCCAUAGAUAACAGAAACUCCCUCUCAAACGUAGCUGAAAAAUGGCUGCCAGAAUUGGAGCAUUUCGACAAAGCCAAAGUACCAGUUAUACUCGUGGGCUGUAAGAAAGAUUUAAGACUAACAGAACGCAGCGAUGGUCGAAUCGUUACAUACAAGGAAGGGAAAGAAAUGGCGAAUAAAUUAGGUUUGCCCUAUUAUGAGACGAGUGCGUUAACGCAGGAAGGAGUGAAGGAUUGCUUUGACAAUGCUAUUAGAGAGGUGUUGAACCACGACCCCAAGAAGAAAAGGAAGAAAAAGUUGGGUCCCCAGCCUCCUGUGAUGCCUCCAGCUGGCAAAGCUCCCUGGAUUGAGGUGGAGACAUCGGUGUUUGCUGACGAGUUCCACGCCCUAUUAAGAUCACCCCAUCACGCUGAUGUCACUUUUACUGUCGAAGAUGUCCAUUGCAUAGAUGCCCACAAAAUCAUCCUUUCUGGGGCAUCUCUAUUCUUCUCCAGAAUCUUUGGCAUCUCGGCCUCUGUGAAGAGUAACCAACUACAGGAGAUCAAAGCUGGCUAUAACUUCACACUAGAAGACCUGAAUUGUGGGAGGGUCGAAGGUAUAGCCGCAGUAUACGACCGGAAGUCCGACAAUCAGCACGGUCACACCUGUAUUGAGAUCUGCUCAGACAUCAAGGCCGCCACUUUCGUUCACAUCCUGGAGUUUCUUUACACUGGAGUUCCAGAUCUGCCUAGCGACAUUUCAGACGAGGGCAUCAUAGAACUUGCCAGAGUAGCCAACAUUUUCAAGUUGUCUCAGCUGGAAACAAUCUGCUCAAACCUUCAAACCGAGCAAGAGUUCCUUAACCCAAGUAUAGGUACAUUUCUGAACGACGAGACGGGACAGAGGAUGAAGGAGCUUUUCCUGAAUCAGUCCUCACUAGCAGACGUUAUCUUUGAAUUUGAAGGUGAUCAGAUUUACGCCCACCGUGCAAUCCUCGCCGCCAGAUGUGAGGUGAUGUCCGCUAUGUUCAGUGGUCGAUUCUCAGAAACUGCUCAGGAUGUCUGCAAGAUAAGCCUAACGGAUAUCAGUAUGGAGGGUUUUCUUGCGUUCUUGGAGUAUUUGUACACGGAUCAUUCCCCAGUUGAAGACAGCGAUGCAUUGGAACUACUUGCCUUAGCGGACGAAUAUGGUCAACCACGUCUAGUUAAUUUGUGUGAACUAUACAUUAGCAAAGAGGUGGAUAAAAAGUGUAUCCAAAACAUAGAGAAGGCUGACAUUGAUGUUAUUGGCUUGCUCAACUUUUCCGAUAUGCAUAACGCUAGUCAGCUGUCUAAAUGGUGCCUUCAUUUCAUCGCUUCAAACUACGAACCCUUUAUGAAUCGACCGGAGUGGAAGCAUCUGACCGGAGAAAACAAAAAGCACGUAGAGAAGGAAAGAUGGCCGCCUCUUUCUUACAUAGAGGACGUGAAACAGUACGAGAAACUGAUAGCGCAGAAAGGAGAAAAAUGCUCUGUAAUGUAGAUUUAAUACGGCAG
This is a messenger RNA of Liolophura sinensis, 1811 nucleotides long. Its product is annotated as rho-related protein racA-like. Gene Ontology annotation, biological process: small GTPase-mediated signal transduction. NCBI's taxonomy places the organism in Eukaryota, Metazoa, Mollusca, Polyplacophora, Chitonida, Chitonidae. The transcript has 11 exons. The record is from RefSeq and is a predicted model, not a curated record. The coding region runs from base 52 to 1797 and encodes 581 amino acids. Gene Ontology annotation, molecular function: GTPase activity; GTP binding; protein binding.